Messenger RNA from Diospyros lotus (date-plum), 1307 nucleotides. RefSeq names its product histone acetyltransferase TAP1. The record is from RefSeq and is a predicted model, not a curated record. Lineage: Eukaryota; Viridiplantae; Streptophyta; Magnoliopsida; Ericales; Ebenaceae. The coding region runs from base 151 to 732 and encodes 193 amino acids. Gene Ontology annotation, molecular function: N-acetyltransferase activity. Gene Ontology annotation, cellular component: cytoplasm. The transcript has 7 exons.
UAUCCGCUUUGAGUACACAUCGCGUUGUAUUUAUUACUCAGUGGAAGCAGCAGCUCCGCAACUCAGAGAGCCAAACGCAACGCAACUACUCUCCGCUCGCUGGAAGCAGCAGCUCCGUAGCACGGCGCCAGACACAACGCUGCCGGAAAAAUGCAAAUCUAUGGCGCUUUCUCAACUUCCUCUCCCCGGAUUGUUGCUUCCAUCGCUUGCCGCUGUCACGUGUCUAAGCACUUGCGGUUUCCUCACAGUUUAAACUAUGGAUCUAUACGAGGGAGCAGGAAGCUUAAGGUUGCUAAAGUGAAGGCUGGCUUUUGGGAAUCCAUAAGAUCUGGGUUUGUUAAAAACAAUAAUGCACAAGUUAUUGAAUCACCUUCCACUAUCGAAGAAGAGGAGGAACAUUUGCCUCAAGAAUUUGUUCUAGUUGAGAAGACUCACCCAGAUGGGUCUGUUGAACAGAUAAUUUUUUCUUCAAGUGGAGAUGUUGAUGUAUAUGACCUCCAAGCCUUAUGCGAUAAGGUGGGCUGGCCUCGGAGGCCACUAUCAAAACUAGCUGCAGCUUUGAAAAACAGCUACAUGGUUGCUGCAUUACAUUCUGUAAGAAAAUCUCCAGGAUCAGAGGAAAAUGAGCAAAAGAAGCUUAUAGGAAUGGCCCGUGCUACAUCAGAUCAUGCCUUCAAUGCAACAAUUUGGGAUGUGCUAGUGGAUCCAAACUAUCAGGUUGCUGUAUGGUAGAAACUGAUGGACUGCUGCUGGUUGCUGUAAUUUCUCGAGUUAGUUGCUGUUGAUGGCUGUGAGUAUGGUUGCUGAAAAGUGUAGAACAGUUGUGAUUUGCAGUGGAUUACAAGAAUGGAUUCAAGUUGGGAUUCUGAUGCCAAAAUUGAUCAGGGGUAGAAACUUGAUAGCAGAAAAUUGGAGAAGAAAGAAGAAAAUUAGAGAGGCGGGAGGAGAAAUCUGCGGAAAAGAAAGAAGAAGUAGAGAGAGAGGGAGAUCCCAGAGGGAGAAUCGUCAAAUCUUUAUUCCAAAAUCAACUAUCUCUUGAUUACAUUGCUAAUGCCUAUUCAUAUGCUAAAGUUCAAGUAAAAAGAUAAUACUUCAAGUUACAGUUAUCCAGGCAAAUCUACUAAACCAAACGCCAAAAUCAAAAAUAAAAUAAACCAAAAAUUAUGUAGAUCAAAUUUCCAUUGUUACUGGUUAAGUUAUUAUAUUCUUCCCUUUAAGCGGCCUUUUCUUUGUUAUAAUCUCCACAGAAUGCCAAUAUUGUAUCUUUUGCCUUCUAAAAUUUAUAACUGCCUCAGAGGGAUCCAAUG